AUGGCGAAUAAAGUCGCACUCGGAGAAGGGUGUGGCGAAAUUGAGGAGCAAGUUCGCCGAAUAUCGACCCUGGAAGUUAUCUGGGGAGAGAAUGAACCGAACAAUCCAAAGAAUUGGCCAGUAUGGUACAAGAUCUUUGGGAUAGCGACUAACUCAUUUAUGCCUACUAUAGUUGGUAUCUAUGCCUCUGCCUAUACUGCAGGUAUCAGUGGCAUCCAGGCUUCAUUCCCAGGCACAUCCAAAACGAUGGUACUGCUAGGAGGGACAACUUAUCUAUUAGGACUUGCUCUGGGGUCUUUACUGUUAACCUCGCUGAGUGAGAUUUAUGGUCGGCGCCCUGUCCAUAUUUUAUCAACUGGGCUACAUAGCCUCUUGGUAAUCCCCGCGGCAUUGGCGCCCAGCCCAUCUGCUAUUAUAGCCAGCAGGUUCUUCGGAGGCUUUGUUGUGAGUGCAAGUUUGAGUACAUCGCCAGGAUCCGUUAGUGAUCUUGUCAGUGAUAAGCACCGGGCGCUGGCAUUUAGCUUUUGGAGCCUGGGUGCGAUGAAUGGUGCUGUUAUUGGGCCGAUCAUGGGUGGCUUUGUAUUUGAACAUAUGGGUUGGCGAUGGAUCAACUGGAUUGUAGGAAUUUGCAGCGGGGCUUCGUUCUUUGCAAACUUCCUUCUGGAGGAGACCUAUGCCCCAGUCAUCCUGGAGAGACAAAGGAAAAUUCAACACCGAACAAGGGGCCCAAGUUGGUGGAAGCGCCAUGACGACGAUUGCCAACCGUAUGACUGGGAUAAGGCGAAGACAAGCAUUAUACGACCCCUGAAAAUGGCCUUCUUCGAACCAAUAUGUCUUAUGCUAAAUGUUUACGCUGCUAUAUUCUAUGCGAUACUCUUUCUUUGCUUUAUCGGUUAUCCAGUCGUAUUCGAACAGCAACGUGGAUGGUCACCUGGGAUAGCAGGACUAGCAUACUGCGGUAUUAGUGUGGGAGUAACUUGCGCCGUUAUCCUUGAACCCGUGAUUCGUACUUUUCUUACGAAAUACUACCACGAUCCAUCUGGUAGCACUCUCGAUGCAUACAUGGUCCCAGCCUGUAUAGGAGGGAUCUUGGUUCCUAUCGGCCAGUUUUGGUUUUCAUGGACUGCGCCCCAAGAAAACAUCCACUGGAUUGUUCCAAUUCUUGCCGGAGUUCCAUUUGGAUUUGGUAAUACGCUUGUGUUUAUCUAUAUCCUCAGUUACCUGUCGGGCAGCUAUGGUAUAUAUACUGCGUCUGCUGUAGCUGGGGCCACGGCGCUCAGAUACAGCUUUGCUGCGACUCUCCCACUUGCAGCGCCAAAAAUGUAUGACACGCUUGGGGUGAACUGGGCUGGCACGACUUUGGGAUGCUUAGAGAUCAUCCUUAUUCCAAUUCCCUUCAUAUUUUAUAAGUAUGGAGCGAAGAUUAGGGGGCGUAGCGCCCUCAUAUCAAGCCUUAGAUAA
Molecule: messenger RNA, 1461 nt
Organism: Aspergillus campestris IBT 28561
Lineage: Eukaryota; Fungi; Ascomycota; Eurotiomycetes; Eurotiales; Aspergillaceae
Product: putative MFS transporter
Exons: 4
Coding region: 1-1461 (486 amino acids)
Biological process (GO): transmembrane transport
Molecular function (GO): transmembrane transporter activity
Source: RefSeq, a predicted model, not a curated record